GCGAAAAAGCGACUGUCGGCAGGAAGCAGCAGAAGGAGAAGAGUCUUUCAGAAGAGACACAGGAACACACGAGCAGCAAUGGCGGAUUCCUCCGAGUCGUUCCACAUGGCCACCAGCCCCAGCCGAGCCUCCAGGAGAGGAGACCUGACCUCCAGCCCCGGGCGAGACCUGCCUCCCUUUGAGGAUGAGUCGGAGGGGCUGCUGGGCGACGGACAGCUGCCUGUAGAUGAGGAGGAGGAGGAAGGAGACGGAGAGGAGCUGAUUGGGGACGGGAUGGAGAGGGAUUACCGUGCCAUCCCGGCACUGGAUCAAUACGAGGCCGAAGGCUUGGACCUGGAUGACGAGGACCUGUCGGAGCUGUCGCCCGGGGCCAGAGCUGCUGCCGAGGAGGCGAUGAGGAGGAGGGACAGGGAGCAAGGAGUCAGUGGACGGCUGAGGAGAGGCCUGCUCUACGACAGCGAAGACGAGGAUGACGAGCGUCCGGCCGCUCGGAGGAGGCGACUGGCCGAGCGUGCUGCCGAGGGCCUCGCAGACGGAGAAGAGGAGGAAAUGAUUGAAAGCAUCGAGAACCUGGAGGACAUGAAGGGUCACACCGUGAGGGAGUGGGUGUCCAUGGCGGCUCCUCGGCUGGAGAUCUACAACCGCUUCAAGAACUUCCUGCGCACGCACGUGGACGAGAACGGCCACAACGUCUUCAAGGAGAAGAUCAGCGACAUGUGCAAAGAGAAUAAAGAGAGUUUGGUUGUAAACUACGAAGACCUCGCUGCCAGAGAACACGUCCUGGCUUACUUCCUGCCAGAGGCUCCCACUGAGAUGCUGAAGGUUUUCGACGAAGCGGCUAAAGAAGUGGUGCUCGCCAUGUACCCGAAAUACGACCGCAUUGCCCACGAGAUCCACGUCCGAAUCUGCAACCUGCCGCUGGUCGAGGAGAUCCGAUCGCUCAGGCAGCUCCACCUGAACCAGCUGAUCCGAACCAGCGGCGUGGUGAGCAGCUGCACCAGCGUCCUCCCCCAGCUCGGCAUGGUCAAGUACAACUGUAACAAGUGUAACUUCGUGCUGGGGCCCUUCUUCCAGUCCCAGAACCAGGAGGUGAAGCCGGGCUCCUGUCCCGAGUGUCAGUCCCAGGGACCCUUCGAGAUCAACAUGGAGGAGACGGUGUACCAGAACUACCAGAGGAUCACCAUCCAGGAAAGUCCCGGUAAGGUGGCCGCUGGUCGCCUCCCUCGAUCUAAAGACGCCAUCCUGCUCGCUGACCUGGUGGACAGCUGCAAGCCAGGAGACGAGAUUGAACUGACGGGCAUCUACCACAACAACUACGACGGCUCUCUGAACAUGGCUAACGGCUUCCCCGUGUUCGCCACGUUGAUCCUGGCCAAUCAUAUCACCCGCAGAGACCAGGGCGUCGCCGUGGCCGAGCUCACUGACGAAGACGUCAAGGCCAUCGUCGCCCUGUCGAAGGACGAACGCAUCGGAGAGAGGAUCUUUGCCAGCAUGGCCCCCUCUAUCUACGGUCACGAAGACAUCAAGAGAGCCCUGGCCCUGUCGCUGUUCGGAGGGGAACCCAAGAAUCCAGGUGGGAAACACAAGGUGCGUGGGGACAUUAACGUGCUUCUGUGUGGAGACCCGGGAACCGCCAAGUCCCAGUUCCUCAAGUAUGCGGAGAAGGUGGCGAGCCGCGCCGUGUUCACCACAGGUCAGGGGGCCUCUGCUGUCGGUUUGACCGCUUACGUUCAGAGACAUCCCGUGAGCCGCGAGUGGACGCUGGAGGCCGGAGCGCUGGUGCUCGCCGACCGAGGAGUCUGUCUGAUCGACGAGUUCGACAAGAUGAACGAUGCAGACAGGACGAGUAUCCACGAGGCCAUGGAGCAGCAGAGCAUCUCCAUCUCUAAAGCCGGCAUCGUCACCUCGCUGCAGGCCAGGUGCACCGUCAUCGCCGCCUCCAACCCCAUCGGCGGCAGGUACGACCCUUCCCUGACCUUCGCCGAGAACGUGGACCUGACGGAGCCCAUCGUGUCUCGUUUUGACGUGUUGUGUGUUGUGCGUGACACCGUCGACCCCGUGCAGGAUGAGAUGUUGGCGCGCUUCGUGGUCGGCUCACACAUCAAGCAUCACCCCAGCAGCAAGGAAGGGGGCGUGGCCUUAGAGGAGUUGGUUCUGCCCAACACGUCCGACGUGCCGCCAAUUCCCCAGGACCUCCUGAGGAAGUACAUCAUCUACGCUAAGGAGCGGAUCCACCCCAAACUGAACCAGAUGGACCAGGAUAAGGUGGCUCGCAUCUACAGUGACCUGCGCAAAGAAUCAAUGGCCACAGGCAGCAUCCCCAUCACGGUUCGUCAUAUCGAGUCCAUGAUCCGCAUGGCUGAGGCCCACGCCAAGAUCCACCUGAGGGACUACGUUGUGGAGGACGACGUCAACAUGGCCAUCAGGGUCAUGCUGGAGAGCUUCAUCGACACGCAGAAGUUCAGCGUCAUGAGGAGCAUGAGGAAGACGUUUUCCCGCUACCUGGCCUUCCGCAGGGACAACAACGAGCUGCUGCUCUUCAUCCUCAAGCAGCUGGUGGCCGAGCAGGUUGCCUACCAGCGCAACAGAUACGGAGUCCAGAACGACACCAUCGAGAUCCCCGAGAAGGAUCUGCACGAGAAGGCGAGACAGAUCAACAUCCACAACCUGUCGGCCUUCUACGACAGCGACCUUUUCCGCUCCAACAGGUUCAGCCACGACGGCAAGAAGAAGCUGAUCCUGCAGCAGUUCUAAGAGCCUCCUCUUACUGCCCUGAAAUAACGAACUGUCUUAUCAGAAGACAACUACUGUCACGUUCAGGGUGAGACGUUGUCAAUGUUUGGGUCUAAACUGUUGAUUUUCUUCUUCUGCCAUUUCUUCACAAACAUAAAUGUUGUUGGCACUUGAAACGCUGCACAGACCUGGUUUAAAAGAAUGAAAGUACCAGCAGAAACAAACAGUCACAGAUCAGUGUUUCCAGUCCAUUAUUUCUGGUAUUUGUGGUGACUGUAAGGAAGGGAAAACAAUAUUUUAUUUAAAAGAAAAAAAGAAAAAGAUCCUUCUCCUCGCCGUGUCAGAUUGUAAAUAAAUGUACAUGUUGUUGAAGAGACACGAUUUAUUGUUUCACUUAAGUGUGUCCAUUAUUCCACCAGACCGUAAAUUUUGGAUGAUGAAGCCUUUCACUUUGUUUUGUAAAUGUAUCCGAAGCUUGGAAAUGUUUCGCCAGAUUGCCACUGUUCUCUUCGUGUUGGAUUGUAGCUCAGUUUUGAUAUUAAAAGAGUAUUUGUUAA
Mugil cephalus (flathead mullet) is the source of this 3290-nucleotide messenger RNA. It is a transcript of the gene mcm2, whose product is annotated as minichromosome maintenance complex component 2. The record is from RefSeq and is a predicted model, not a curated record. NCBI's taxonomy places the organism in Eukaryota, Metazoa, Chordata, Actinopteri, Mugiliformes, Mugilidae. Gene Ontology annotation, cellular component: MCM complex; nucleus. The coding region runs from base 79 to 2754 and encodes 891 amino acids. Gene Ontology annotation, biological process: DNA replication; double-strand break repair via break-induced replication; mitotic DNA replication initiation. The transcript is spliced from 20 exons. Gene Ontology annotation, molecular function: single-stranded DNA helicase activity; ATP binding; 3'-5' DNA helicase activity.